Messenger RNA from Acanthamoeba castellanii str. Neff, 1866 nucleotides. RefSeq names its product Dual specificity protein kinase. Lineage: Eukaryota; Discosea; Longamoebia; Acanthamoebidae. The coding region runs from base 1 to 1866 and encodes 621 amino acids. The transcript has 15 exons. The record is from RefSeq and is a predicted model, not a curated record. Gene Ontology annotation, biological process: protein phosphorylation. Gene Ontology annotation, molecular function: protein kinase activity; ATP binding.
AUGGAGAUUUUGGACGAGAUUGACCGAACGCGGCAUCAGCAGAAGGCUUUGGACGCUGAUGUGGAGGCCGCUUGCAAACGCAUGAUCGAUAAGAAAUUCGAUAAUAAGCUGCUGGACGAGCUGGAGAGCCUUGAGAAGCAAGAAGUCGAUCUCGAAAACAAGCACAUGCGCCUCUGCAGGGACUAUCUCACCCUCAAGCAGAAGGUGCGUCGUGAGGUGUUGAAGAAGGAAAAGGACAAACUCGCGGUGCCUGCCAUUGUGGUGGAUGAGAUCCUCGACAGCGCCUCUCUUUCAGUCAUUGAGACGCGCGUGUUCGGCAAAUCUACAAAGUCGUACCUGACCAAGGGCGAAGAGCUCACGCACGAUCUCUCGACGUGGGAGUUGGAUCCCUCCGAGAUCAAGGUCUUCGAGAAGCAGAAGCUGGGCAAGGGCACGUUCGGAUCCGUCGUGAAGGGCCAGCUGCGCGGUAAGACCGUGGCAGUGAAGACGAUCGACGCCAACUGGAAGUCCGAUGGCGAAGUCCACACCAAGAUUCUCGACGACUUCCGUAACGAGUGUGCUGUCAUGACGAAGCUUCUUCAUCCCAAUGUACUGCUGUUGAUGGGCGUGUGCCUGGAGCCCGAGCAGGGAAAGCUGAUCAUGGUCACCGAGCUCAUGCCCCGCGGAUCCGUGUUCGAUCUGCUUCACAACAGCGACGAUGAGAUUUCGUUCAAGCAGAGGAUGCGCUUCGCCCGCGACACUGCCUUGGGCGUGAACUGGCUGCACCUCUCCAAUCCUCCCAUCUUGCAUCUCGAUCUCAAGACCCAGAAUAUCCUGGUGGAUGAGAACUGGGUGGCCAAGGUAGCCGACUUUGGUCUUUCGCGCAUCAAGAAGAAGGACCAGAAGGGCGCUGUCGGCAGUCCCCUCUACAUGGCUCCCGAAGUUUUGGCGGAGCAGCCCUACAGCGAAAAGGCCGAUGUGUACAGUUUUGGCAUCAUCUUGUGGGAGCUCCUCACCCAAAUGAUUCCCUACGAGGACAAGGACUUCGAGACUGUGGCAGAUGUGUUCCGCUAUGUUGUGAAGCAGCAGAAGCGCCCGACCAUGCCUGACCACUGCCCGGCGCGACUCGCGAAGCUUAUCGGAGCGUGCCUGGAGCAUGACCCCCGCAAGCGUCCCUCUUUCAAAACGAUCCUCGAGGGCCAAGUGCUUGAUGAAAUCAUGCUGGACGCCAUCAUCAGCGAUGCCAACUCACUGGCACGCGAGUUUUGGCUCAAGUCCUUCAAGACCAGGGAGGGCACCAUCCGCGACAGCGUACCCUGGAAGGAAUUCGCUAAGACCUUCAUCAAGUACUGCAGCAUUCAGCUGCCAAAGAAGACCACGUGGAAGGACGCUCUCAUAAUCAAGGCGCUUCACCUUGUCUUGGUCCCCAACGCUGCUGACUCCACCGGAGGCCAGGUUUCGAUUGAGGACUUUGGCAAUGUGCUCGAGUGGUUCGGGCCUUUCACUCCCGACGAGACCUUCCCCAAGCGGGUUCAAGACAUCAUUAAGAUGAACGGCUUCUACGGUGACAUCACGAGUGAGAACGCUGAACGUCAGAUGGCGGGCAAGAAGGUGGGCACCUACAUCAUCCGCUUCAGCUCCAAGCCCGGCUACUACACCGUUACUGCCAUGGAGAGCGAGGGUCAGCUCAAACACUACCGAAUCAAGCACCGAGCGGGCAGCGGCUUCACGCUGGGCUCGCAGGAGUAUCCCACCCUCAAGGAGCUUCUCAAGGCUCGCAAGAAGGACCUCGGCCUCAAGCGAGCGCUGAUGGGUUCCAAGUACGCGCAACUCUUUGUCGCUCACGACUCGCACAUGGACGCCGACUACGCUCGCCUGGCCGACUGA